This is a messenger RNA of Mixia osmundae IAM 14324, 469 nucleotides long. RefSeq lists its product as uncharacterized. The transcript is spliced from 7 exons. The coding region runs from base 42 to 440 and encodes 132 amino acids. Lineage: Eukaryota; Fungi; Basidiomycota; Mixiomycetes; Mixiales; Mixiaceae. The record is from RefSeq and is a predicted model, not a curated record.
UGGGAUGCGUCUGGAGCAAAGCGACUGGAAGUCAGACAGAGAUGGCAGCCGGAUCAGUGGAUCCGGAUACGAUCACCGUCAUGAUCCGACCCACCAAAAAGCCGCCUCUCGUGGAAUUUAUUGGCAUUCAAAAGCCCGUCAAGGUCUUGGUAUCUGACCACGAUGACGAUGCGAAUACAGUCACGAUUACUAUCACCACACAAGCGCACCUGGAUGGCAAAUUUUUGAGCCCAUGCUGCAGUGGCGAUUACACAACCAGCGUAGUCCUCUCGUAUGACUCUUGGAGAUGGCAAGCGGCAACACCUCCGACGCGCGAAGUGGACAUGCGCUGCUACUCAUCAGUUCCGACGUCGGCUAUGUGCAAGCCAUUCAGGAUUCGCGUCAAAGAAGCGUCGGCCUGCUACGUGAUUAGCAACAAUCUCUCGGUUCGCGAGUCAUGAUGUGUACAUUGCAAUCGUACACGAACGUC